Messenger RNA from Condylura cristata (star-nosed mole), 558 nucleotides. RefSeq names its product histone H2A-Bbd type 2/3. Gene Ontology annotation, molecular function: protein heterodimerization activity; DNA binding; structural constituent of chromatin. NCBI's taxonomy places the organism in Eukaryota, Metazoa, Chordata, Mammalia, Eulipotyphla, Talpidae. The transcript is spliced from 3 exons. Gene Ontology annotation, cellular component: nucleosome. The coding region runs from base 1 to 531 and encodes 176 amino acids. The record is from RefSeq and is a predicted model, not a curated record.
AUGACCCGGCCGGCCAGCAGGCGCCGGGUGCCCCCGCCAGCAGCCCCGCACGUGGUCAGCGGCACCUCCGCUGUCCUGAGCCUUUUCGUCCACAUCCAUGGCGGCAGCGGUGUGCACAUCCUCACCAACGCUCGCUCGCUCACAGGCGCGGCUGCCCCCACGGUUUGGACGGGCGCCCCCGCCCGGGAGCGGCGGCAGCGUGUUCUCACGUGCCUGGCGGCCGCUAGCCGGCCGCGCUCCCGCUCCCGCACCGCCCGCGCCGAGCUGUCGUUCUCCGUGAGCCACGUGGAGCGCCUGCUGCGAGAGGGCCGCUACUCCCAGCGCCUGAGCGCGUCCGCGCCGGUCUUCCUCGCCGCCAUCAUCCAGUACCUGACGGCCACCGUGCUGCAGCUGGCGGGCGACGAGGCCCGGAACCGAGGCCGCACGCACAUCACCCCGGAGCUGGUGGACAUGGCGGUGCACAACAACGCGCUGCUCAGCCCCCUCUUCGGGGCCACCACCAUCUCCCAGGUGGCCCCGGGCCCCAACUAGCGCCCGCCACCCCUGAGCCCCGGGUGG